UAGACGAUGCAAGCUGUGGCAUGAACUUCAUUGUGCAACAUUAACCGACUUGCCAUCUAAUGCAUAUCUGAGCCCUGCAACUUGAACACGUUCAGAGAAUGGCGUGUCUCAGUGUUACAGGAGCAAUGAGGACCACUCCCAGAGCGGCUCUGGAGACUCUUCUCUGCUUAGCACCUCUUAACCUUUACAUAGAGGAAGCGGCAAUGACGACGUCUCUAAGACUUCACUCUCUGGGAGUAUGGAACAAGCAAGGCCGCACAACGAAGCACACUCGGAUCUUAACGGAGGCGUUCAACAGAAUACCCUUGUUAAGGAUGGGUUGUGACCGAAUGGGCACAAAAUUAAUAUAUGAGAAGACAUAUAGCAUAUCAAUGAAUGAUAAUUCAGAAGGACGAGCCGACAUAGAUAUCUAUGUCGAUGGUGCCAAAACAGAUAGUGGUUCAGGAGCCGGCAUCUACUCCGAACAACUGAACGCACAAAUCAGUGUACCUCUCGGCACCCACACGUCUGUCUUACAAACAGAACUGAUGGGAAUAAUGCUGGGAGCUAGAAUCAUUGCUGAACGUGAAAUCGGCAACAAAUCAAUACGCAUACUUACUGACAGCAAGUCUGCACUACUAGCCUUGGACAGCUGUAUGGUUCGGUCCGGGCUGGUUUGGGAGUGCAGACAAACGCUAAAGUAUGUAACGCAGAGGAAUAGUGUGGAACUUUGUUGGAUCAAAAGACACAGUGGCAACGAAGGAAACGAGAGGGCAGAUGAGAUGGCGAAGCGAGCCGCGCGCAUGCCCUUCUGGGGACCCGAACCGGCAAUCACGCCUUCGGUCGCCCUCUCGAACGAACUCGUAAAGCAAUAUACCCAGAGAUGCCAUGAGCAGAUAUGGGUGAAGUUGAGCAGCUGUCGGCAUAGUAGAGCUUGUAUGGCGACACCAGACCGUAAGUUAACAAAAUUUUAUCUCUCACUUUCAAGGGACAAACUGCGUAAACUGGUAGGAUUCCUUACGGGACAUUACCAGUUUAACAAACAUCUACAUACGAUAGGGGUGGUAACAGACCCAAUCUGUCGUGGAUGCAAUGAAGAAGAGGAAACAGCUGAGCACAUUCUUCGUGAGUGUCCAGCCCUAGCCUCCUACAGGGAAUCCAUACUAGGGGACAUCUGGCCUAGUAUGGCAAAUAUCAGGGAGUUUCCACCCUCUGCAUUACUCAAGUACAUUCAAGCAGUUGGGUGGCUUGACGAGUAGAGGAGCGGGAAAACACCCUGAUAUGGACUUGGGGAAGGUACAAUGGGCCCAAAGGCGAGGCCUAAGUGCCGGCUGGCUACGGUCAGCCCCCAUAAAUUAAGAAUCCAGAAUCCAGAAUGCACAUCUGAGAAUUAAAGUUUAUGCAAGAAACGAAGCUGUGGAGGAUUAUAGUCCACCCAAGGAAAUUCAAACCUAUGUCAAAACUGAGAAAUCCAAGCCUCCGUAU
Zophobas morio is the source of this 1464-nucleotide messenger RNA. RefSeq lists its product as uncharacterized. Gene Ontology annotation, biological process: DNA replication, removal of RNA primer. Bases 99 to 1238 code for a protein of 379 amino acids. The record is from RefSeq and is a predicted model, not a curated record. Gene Ontology annotation, molecular function: nucleic acid binding; RNA-DNA hybrid ribonuclease activity. The transcript is spliced from 3 exons. NCBI's taxonomy places the organism in Eukaryota, Metazoa, Arthropoda, Insecta, Coleoptera, Tenebrionidae.